This is a messenger RNA of Aspergillus terreus NIH2624, 1362 nucleotides long. RefSeq names its product acyl-CoA dehydrogenase family protein. Lineage: Eukaryota; Fungi; Ascomycota; Eurotiomycetes; Eurotiales; Aspergillaceae. The transcript is spliced from 2 exons. The coding region runs from base 1 to 1362 and encodes 453 amino acids. Gene Ontology annotation, molecular function: acyl-CoA dehydrogenase activity; flavin adenine dinucleotide binding. The record is from RefSeq and is a predicted model, not a curated record.
AUGUCCCCUGCAUAUACCAAGCGGAAUCUAUAUCUGCGGCUGAGUCCGGCAGUGGCCCAUGUUCGCCGGCGUGUUGCACCCACAUCCGGCCCAACAUGGCUCGCCGUAUCAAAGUCUCGCGCAUCACAGUUUUCCACCACGACAAAGCGACCACUCAUGGAGCUGACCGGCUUCACUGAGGAGCAGUUGACCGUUCGCGAGGCAAUUUCGGCGAUUUGUUCCAAAUUCCCCAACACAUACUGGCAGGAGCACGACCAGACCGAGCAAGACCCUAAGGAAUUCCAUGCAGCGCUAGCGAAGGACGGAUGGCUCGGAAUUGCUCUUCCAGAGGAGCUCGGAGGUGCAGGACUAGGCAUCUCCGAAGCCACCAUGAUGAUGCAGACUAUCACGCAAUCAGGGGCCGGCAUUGCUGGCGCCCAGUCCAUCCACGCGAACGUGUAUGCCACCCAACCGCUCGCCAAGUUUGGAACGAAAGAGCAACGGGAGGAGACAAUCCCCAAGAUCAUCAACGGCACGUGGCGGACAUGCUUCGGCGUGACUGAACCCAACACUGGACUCGAGACUCUGAAGCUCAAGACGCUUGCAAGGAAGAAUGCGUCCCAGGACGCGUAUUCAGUAACUGGACAGAAGAUCUGGAUCACUUGCGCACAGGUUGCGUCGAAGAUGAUUCUCCUCGCUCGGACCACCCCGUUAGAGGAUGUAAAGAAAAGUACACAGGGCCUGUCGGUGUUCUGCAUCGAUCUCGAUCGGAACAAGCCCGGUCUCGACAUGCGCAGGAUCAAGAAGAUGGGUGGUCGCGCGGUGGAUGCGAAUGAGGUGUGGUUCGACAACUACCAGAUCCCCGCCAAAACACUUGUCGGACAAGAAGGCGAAGGGUUCCGUAUCAUCCUGCAUGGAAUGAACGCUGAACGCUGUCUACUUGCCGGUGAGGCAUUGGGUCUGGGGUAUGCUGCGCUGGAACGCGCUGCGCAAUAUGCCAAAGAGCGCGUGGUAUUCGGUCGUCCCAUCGGCCAGAACCAGGGAAUUGCGCAUCCGUUGGCCGAUGCGUACAUGAAGCUCGAGGCAGCCAAGCUGGCUACGUACCAUGCUGCUCGCUUGUUUGACGCCUCCAAGUCCGAUGGAUCCAUCCCCGUCCAGUCUGUUGGUGUGGCCUGUAACAGUGCUAAGUACCUGGCUGCCGAGGCGGCCUUCACGGCUUGCGAGCGAGCUGUCCUAAGUCAUGGAGGCAUGGGCUAUGCGAUGGAGUACGACGUGGAGAGAUACCUGCGCGAGUGUCUGUUGCCGCGCAUUGCUCCUGUCAGUCGGGAGAUGAUUCUGAACUACGUCAGCGAGAAGGUGCUGCAGUUGCCGCGCAGUUAUUAG